AUGUUAUUUCAUUCCAAUUCGAACGCGUUCACAACGGCGGACACUCUCGAAAAUGAAGAUAUAUGUUCGCAGUUACUUCGAAUCAUACUUCACAGCAAUCGAACAUUAUGUAGUGAGAGCGCUGAUCGCCGUGGUAAAAAGCAACACAUCAUUUCUCUAUCAAUCUUUGGUCCAAAAGAGAAUUCAUUGUUUGCUGAUGAUAAAUUUUCUCAAUUAAUUACACCACUAAUGCAUGAAACAACAGUAUUUUUUCCGAAAUGGAUAAUACGUUUGUAUGCAGAUGAAUUGACAAUCAGUCGACUGAAUUUACAAAAUCUACCAAAUGUAUCAAAGAAUAUCGAUAUAUGUAAUAUUAAUCAAAUACCAACAUUAGGUGAUAUGGGUGCAUAUUUAUCAGGCAAAUUGUGGCGAUUUCUUCCAGCACUUGAUCCGACAGUUGAGUUUGUCUCAUCGCGCGAUCUGGACUCACCAUUGACACAUCGUGAACAGAUAGUCAUCGAAGAGUUUAUCAAUUCAUCAUAUUUAUUUCUAACAAUGCGUGAUCAUCCAUUACAUAACGUUCCAGUCCUCGGUGGUCUAUGGACGGCUGCGCUGGAUCGAAAUCGUCUUUUAUUUCUUCGUUUGUUCAGUAUUCUACUCGAUCGAACUCGUGUUCAACGAUAUAUACUCAAAAAAGAUCAAAAUCUAUUAGAAGAACUAGUAUGGCCUAAAGUGAAAGAUGACGCUUUAGUCUACGAUUCCUAUCUGUGUGAACAGUUUCGUGAAGGACACGUACGCGCCUUCCCCACUCAACGACCAGCAAGAGAUUGUCAUGUAGGUUGUGUGAGACCCUGUUGUCAAAAUUCAUCAAAAAUUAUUCUCGAUGGGCCAUGCCCGCAACAAUGCCGACCGAAAUAUCGUCCUGAAUGGACUUAUUGUUGA
Molecule: messenger RNA, 921 nt
Organism: Adineta ricciae
Lineage: Eukaryota; Metazoa; Rotifera; Eurotatoria; Adinetida; Adinetidae
Source: the annotation of a GenBank genome assembly